GUUAGGAAGGAGUUUCCGGCGGCAGCAGAUCGCUUACUCGUCGCUCUGAGCUGUGCGGUCGGCUAGAGCUGUGCGGACCGAGCGUGAGGAGCACCCUGCGGCCGCCCGAAGCGGAUUCCUGCUCCGAACCCUGCCUCAGCACUCCUGGUGUUUCUUCAUAUUUCUUCAAAAUGAGUAUUACUGUGUGUUUCUUAAGGCCUUUUGCCAGGUUCUUGGUGCCAUAUACCCUUCAUAGGAAGAGAAGGAAUUUAUAUUCAGCAGUUCUGCAGAGAUGCAUGUCUUCCAAGAUACCUUCUUUGUCCUAUCCUAAUAAGGAUAGUACAUCCUCUCCUGAACAGCUAGAAUUGGAUGGGUGGAAAACUGCAAUGAAAUCUAGCAUGCAAGAAGAAGACGGUGUUUCCACAGUCUCAAGCAAGGAAGAUACUCUAGCUGCCACCAGAGAAUUAAUUGAGAUGUGGAGAUUGCUUGGCAGAGAAGUGCCGGAACAUGUUACAGAAGCAGAGCUCAAAGUCAUUAUGGAAUGUCCUUCUAAGUCAGCCCAAAAAAAAUACUUAAGGUACUUGUUUUGUAAGGAAAGAAAGAAAAAAGCUAAGCAGAUAAAAAAGGAAGUGAAAGCAGAAGCAAGGGAAAAAGCCAAGUUGCUUGAAACCACUGAGGAGGCUGAACAAAAAGACUUCUUAUUUCUUCGACUUUGGGACAGGCUUAUUAGUAAUGCGUGGGGCUGGAAGGGUGUCCAGGCUAUGCAAUUUGGACAACCUUUGGUUUUUGACAUGGGUUAUGAUAAUUAUAUGAAUCUAAAAGAACUGCACAAUACGGUUUCUCAACUCUUAGAAAGUGAAGGAUGUAACAGAAGAAAUGUUGAUCCUUUCCAUAUUUAUUUCUGCAAUCUUAAACUAGACAGUGCUUUUCAUAGAGAGCUAGUGAGACGCUAUGGAGAAAAAUGGGACAAACUGCUUUUAACAGCAACAGAAAAGUCUUAUGUAGAUUUAUUUCCAAAGGACAAUAUUAUAUAUUUAACUGCAGAUUCUCCCAAUGUUAUGACUACUUUCAAGCAUGAUAAAAUUUAUAUAAUUGGAUCAUUUGUUGAUAGAAAUUCGCAGAGAGGCAUGUCCCUAGCCAAGGCAAAACGGCUAAAUCUGGCAACAGAGCGUCUUCCAUUAGAUAAGUAUUUACAAUGGGAAAUUGGUAACAAAAACCUCACUUUAGAUCAGAUGAUCCGUAUUUUGCUAUCCAUGAAAAACACCGGUAGCUGGGAAGAAGCUCUGAAGUUUGUUCCUAAGAGAAAGCAUGCUGGCUAUCUGGAGAUUUCUCAGGCUUCUCAAGAGGUUUACAGCAAACUGAAGAAGACAAAGAUUUUAAAUUCAUUUCCAAAAGGCUCUUUAAAUGUACAAAGAUGGAAAAGGUGACCUGAAUAAGAGAAUAUAAUAGUGCAAAAAGUAAACAGAUUAUACAGUUCUAAUGUAUUUCUAUUUGAUUUUUAUUUUCCAAACCUGCAGAGUUGUGUUUUUUCCAACUAAGUAUCAGAAAACUUUGAAAUGUAUUUUGUUUGCUAUAAAAAGACAAUAAUCAGAGAAGUCAUAAGUUUAUUGAAUAAUCUUGAAGUGAGCCCAAUAAAACAGUUAUACCAUUGA
Nannospalax galili (Upper Galilee mountains blind mole rat) is the source of this 1631-nucleotide messenger RNA. It is a transcript of the gene Trmt10c, whose product is annotated as tRNA methyltransferase 10C, mitochondrial RNase P subunit. Gene Ontology annotation, molecular function: tRNA binding. Bases 171 to 1406 code for a protein of 411 amino acids. Gene Ontology annotation, cellular component: nucleoplasm; nucleus; mitochondrion. NCBI's taxonomy places the organism in Eukaryota, Metazoa, Chordata, Mammalia, Rodentia, Spalacidae. The record is from RefSeq and is a predicted model, not a curated record. Gene Ontology annotation, biological process: positive regulation of mitochondrial translation; mitochondrial tRNA 5'-end processing. The transcript has 2 exons.